AUGAAUGACUUUACGACUCGUUACUUGAGCAGCAUAGGCGGAGCCUGUUGUGCGGAGUUCGCUACUUAUCCUCUUGAUCUAGCCAAGACUCGCCUACAACUUCAAGGCGAGAGAAAUGUUCAGUAUGGUCGGAAACAAGGUCUUUUCGCUGUUUGCAAAGAAGUCGUGCUUAAAGAAGGGAUAAGUAAAUUGUAUUUUGGCAUGUCUCCUGCAAUCUAUCGACACAUUCCGUAUUCGGGCAUCCGAAUGUGUGGCUAUCAAGCAUUGAGACCGCACCUCGGCGAGCGUCCUUCUCUUUUUUCCACAGCUGUCCUUGGCAUGUCAUGUGGCGCCUUCGCGCAAGUCGUCUCAAAUCCGUUCGAUCUCAUCAAGGUUAAAAUGCAAAACGAAGGGAAGAGACGUCUUCAAGGGCUGCCUCCGACUGUUGAUAAACUCCAAUUCUCAGCCUUUUUUAAAAGCACUUUGCGAGCAGGUGGAUGGCGAGCGUUUAUGGCUGGAGCUAUUCCAAAUGCGCAGCGUGCUGCAUUAGUCAAUCUUGGUGAUCUCACCGCGUAUGAUACUUCCAAGAACACUUUCCUCAGAUGGGGGCUGACCGAUUCCUAUUUCACCUACUUCUUGGCCUCCAUGUCUGCUGGCUUAGUCUCUGCAAUCCUUGGUACUCCAGCUGAUGUCAUAAAAACGCGAAUAAUGAAUCAGCCCCUCGACAAAAAUGGCAUAGGAGUUUAUUAUAAAGGAAGUAUGGAUUGUUUGCUCCAAGCGAUAAAAAAUGAAGGGUUUUUCUCCCUUUAUAAGGGGUUUUUACCGUGCUGGUUGCGGAUGGACUGCAAAAAAAUGAAGAAGCGUCGAUCGGCUUUUUCUUUGGCGGCGGCCAUUGAACCGCCAGAGAAAAAGCCUGUGAUGGACGCUCAGAAAUCGGGCAAAAAGAAACGAAAGAAAAAUAAAAAUGUCCCGGUAACUGAAGCAAUCGUAGAAAAGGAUGAGCUUCAGACUGGAUCUUCUGGAACCCAAUCAGAGCAGUGUGAUGAGAUGAGCGCUAUGAGAGCAAUUUUCGCUCGAGAAAAAGCGUCAAAGAAUGGAAAGACUAACGGAACUGAGGAAACUAUCGAGCCGGAAAGUCUUCCAUCCGAAAUCAACCAGGAAGCCUCUGAAGAAACACUUGAUUCUGACCUUGCAUCGAUCUCUGAAGAGCCCAGCUCCUCGAACAUGCCAAAGAAAAGCAAAUUAUUGAGACCACCUACCAUGCCUAUACCUACCUCUGUAUCAGACUCAUUGAAGGAUUCUGCCCGUCUGUUCCAGUGGAUGAUCUGGCCAAUGGACGUCGAAGACUUCAUGCUAAACUACUGGGAAAAGAAGGCCGUUCUCAUUCGACGGAAUAAGGCCGACUAUAACAAUAGCCUCUUCAGUACAUCGCAGCUUGCCAAUAUUAUCCAAAAUAAUCCCGUUCAAUUUGGUGUUAAUAUCGACGUCACAUCAUGGGACAAAAAGAAUGGCCGACAGACUCACAAUGAGCCUGGACGAGCGUGGCCUUCGAAAGUGUGGGACAUGUACAACAAUGGUUGCUCUGUACGAAUGCUCAACCCACAGACUUACUCUAAGUCUAUUUGGAGUGUCUGCCAGGGACUUCAGGAGUUCUUCGGUUGCUUCACCGGUUCUAAUACUUACCUGACACCUCCUAGUACAACAGGGUUUGCUCCGCAUUACGAUGACGUAGAGGUGUUCAUGGUUCAGUCCACUGCCAUAAAAGAAAACGUUGAGUUCCGGCGAGGCCUUCCGACAGACUACAAGCUCAUCAUGGGCGUGUCCAAUAGUGAUCGAGAAGAUCGAGCUGCCGAGCGAGAGCAAUUCAGCAAUGUCGUCAUGUCUCUCAUGCAGAACAUGAUUCAGUACGCAGAUGUGGAUAAAGCAUGCGAUGAAUUAGCGAAGAAUGACACUCAUUGCGCCCUUCCACCGGUGCUAUCCAAGGACGAAGCGAACAGAACUGUCCAAUGGGGAAAGCCAAUUGUUGAAAAUGGCGUCGUCAAGAAUACUUGCUACAAGCUUGAUGAAGACACUGAAAUUCGCCUCUUACGGCAACAAUCUGCACGAGUCAUUAUGGGCGAGGAUAAUGAGAUUAUCCUUUGCCACAGUAAUGACAACCCUAGAAUUUACAAGAAGGAAGAAUUGAAAUCGUACGAAAUAAGCGAGGAUGGGGCCGCUGUUUUUGACGUUCUUACGACUGUAAUGGGUCUCUGUAAAUGUCCGAAGCGAAAAGUCACGAAUCUAUUCUGUUACGAGCAUCGUGUCAAUGUCUGUGAAUAUUGUAUCGUGGAGAGAUAUCCAAAGUGUGUAGUCCAGUCAUACUUGAACUGGCUGAAAGACUCUGACUACGACCCGACAUGCGCGGUAUCUGGAAAGCCACUCGAAGAUAUUGAUCCAGUUCGGCUGAUUUGCUACCACGUCUUUGACUGGCCUGCGCUGAGUCAAAAAUUCUCCGAGUAUCCAUCGAAUACUGCACCCGGAGGAUUCCGCUGUCCGAUUUGCUCUGGGCCAGUCUUUCCACCGGAAAAUCAAGCUGGUCCAGUGGCGGAAGCGUUGCGCGAGCGACUGAAGACAGCUUCUUGGGCUCGUGUAGGCCUUGGUCUCCCACUCAUCCCUGAAGCAGACGAAGAGGAGGAGAAAAACAAUAACAAUAGUUCGUUGAAAUCUUGGGACGCGCCAGAGACCUUCAAUCCUGUUAACAAUCGAAUCGCGACUCCCCUCUGCACUUCUACUCCUGUAAGCACGCAUGCCCUGACCGAGUCCGAAGUGACAAAUAGAGAAAAGCUCAAGCGUCAACUUGACUACGCUUCAAAGGAAGUGGCCUUGCCGGUAGAUAAUGAGGAUCCCGAUGAGAAUAAAUACGCCAGGAGAAAACCUACAGGCUUCUUGUCAAAAUUGAUCAAAGCCCACGAAAUCCAUCCUAAAUACAGGGACGAUACCGAUAUUACCCAAAAGACUUUGUUCAUGAUAUUUAUCGCGGUCAUUGGCGUUUUCACAGUUCUGUUCUUCCUGACCAAGGUUGGUCGAUCUCGCGCCGACCACGAUCCCUUCUUGGACCCAAUCAACAAUCCCAAUAUUCAUAACGCUGACGUCGGAGUCGAUGUGAAUGUUGGAGAUAAUUAG
This is a messenger RNA of Oikopleura dioica, 3141 nucleotides long. Lineage: Eukaryota; Metazoa; Chordata; Appendicularia; Copelata; Oikopleuridae. The record is from the annotation of a GenBank genome assembly.